ACCAUGGCCACGCCGCGCGCCCCGCGGUGGCCGCCACCGUCGCUGCUGCUACCGCUGCUGCUGCUGCUGCUGCCGCCCGCCGCCCCCGGGUCGCGGGGCCCCAUUCCCUCCCCGGCCCACCGUACUUUCCUCCCGGCCGCGGAGCUGCUUUCGCCGCCUGGCGCUGGACACACGGCCCCCGGGCCCGGCGUCGCGACCCGGCGGGGACGCUCCGGCCGUGUCCCCAGAGGCGUGAGCGCGGCCGCAGCAAGGAACCAUUGGCCGGAAAGUAACAACACCGAACCCCACAUAGGAUACACCCCCUUUUAUCAGAGUCAAGAGGACCAUUCAGGUUCCAGAAGGGAAGUGAGAGCUCACGCUGCCAGAAUGAGCCACAGUUCCUCAGAAACCUCAGAAAACCCCCCUCUCCUCCCUGAGACAAGCGCUGAUUGGAGGAACAUGUCUUCUGUCAGAGCAGACAUCGCUGCUCUGCACCGUGAGCCCCCACCUGAGAUCACCACAGCAUGGACCGCCCACAGCAGCUCGUCAUCCUUGGAGAGCCUUCCCCAGCCACCCAGCAGCUCCAGAUCACAAAGAAGAACCACUUCUUCUCAAACAGAGAGUGGAACAUCCCCAGGCUUCCUGGAGAGGACAAGGGAGCUCCCAGAAGAAGGGACUGUGCACACACAAGUGGCUGGCACCUGGGUUUCCCACCAAGCCUCCCUUCCUGCUCUGGAACCUGGGGAGCCAACUGUGCUCUCCCAGAAGAGAAAUUCAUCUGACCAGGAGGACUCCCGGCCACUAUUCUCCUUGACCCGGAGUCUCCCUCCUCCCUCAGACCACCCCUCAUCUUCUGGAAGUAUAAAGAAUGGUAAUAACUUCACUGCACUCCAAAACCCAUCACUCACUCAGACAAAGAGCAUGCUUGUCACGGACACGUUCACGAAUGGUGUCCCAAGAACACUGCGGUCUCUGCCUGUCGAUGUGGAACCUGCAAAUGAGACAGAGGGUUUCCCUGAGCACUCCAGACUAGCUAUAACUUCAAUGUCAGUCCACUCUUCGCCCUCUGUGAAGGACUCAAGGACAAACAGUGGACUCACUGAGCGUCUGGGAGAUGGGGAAGGCACUGAGCUGUCUACAGAAAAUGGAUACAGACUUCCAUCUAUACACUGGCAAAGUGAUGCCCCCCCCUUCGGAGGACAUCAGCUUACCAGCAGCUCAGAAGCAGGAAAUGGAAGUGCCAUGCCGCUGACUGAGACUGUGUUUAGGUCAGACCCCUCCAUUGGUGGUGGAGAGAGCACAGGACGAUGGUUUCCUGCCAAGAAUAAAACAUCUACAGACGCAGCAGAAAGCUCAGCUUUGCAUACAGAAGCUGUGGACACUUGGGGUUUGACUCAGUCCUCACAAGCUGCACAACAGCCCCGAGGCAGUGACUCGGGGGUGGGUGGGAGGAGUUACGCAGAGUCUUCAUCUUCUUUAUCUACAUCUUCCUCCGAAAGUCUGGAUUCCUCAGCACCUCACAGAGGGCAUUCAACUCCGGAAGAUGGUGCAGUGUUGAGUGACAGCUCAGAUCUGACGGACAGCACUUCCGGGGCGCGCGCACCUCACACAUCUGCAAUGUUCACCCGGAGCGGGGAGCGCACGCUGCGGUCCCUUGACCUCUCCCAUGCAGCGACCCACCCUGCGCGCCCCACUCCACGUGAGAACGGGAACGUGACGGAGCAUGCUGGCCUGCUGUCCCGGGCACCAACCCUCGGAGUCACCGGACUUAGCUCCACUCAAGAGCACGGCUCAGAUGCAAGACAAAGGACUUCCAGCGACCACACGGACCACGCCUACGUUCCAUCUACUUUCACCAAGGGAGAACGGACGCUACUGUCCAUUACAGAUAACACUUCCUACCCGGAAGCCAGCGAGAGUUCAACCUCUUCCGCUAAGAUCUCAGACUCCCUACACUCGGACUCUCCUCAGGCUCAGCCUAAACAAAGUAGCAUAUCCUCCUACGAUGGCGACCCUGCUCAGUCUUCCACUGAGUCACCGGUUCUGCAUACAUCCAGCCUUCCAACCUACACAUCCACCGCUAAUAUGCCAAACACCUUGGUUCUUGAUACCAGUACCAAAUCUGUUGAGGACCCAUCUGAUUCAGGAGUGCCUUCAGCUCUGCCCUCACCGUCGCAACCCCAGCCGUUCUCAUCAGCCUUACCGUCGUCAACCAGGUCUCCCACACAGCAGCUAAAGUCUACCUCUGAGACAGCCACAUCCUCACCGUCACCUUCACCGGUCUCCUUAAUGGUGUCCACUCUUGCCCCACAUUCUGUCUCACAAACAACCUUCCCACAUCCAUCUUCUACCCUAGUUCCUCACAGGGCAAGGGAGCCACGAGUGACUUCAGUCCAAAUGUCAACAACGGUAUCAGCCGUAGCAUUGGUCCCCAGCAACCAAACAGCAGAUCCCAAGAACCAGAGCACCCCUCAGCAAGAGAAACCCAUCACAGAAGCUAAGUCACCAAGCUUGGUGUCUCCGCCCACAGACUCUACCAAAGCAGUAACGGUGAGCCUUCCUCCAGGAACCCCUUGGUCCCCAGCCUUUAUAGGGUUCUCCACCGAGCCAGUCCUUCCAGCCACAAGCACCAGCUUAGCCCAGAUGUCUCCAGCUUUGACACCUGCCAUGCCCCAGACAACUAACUCUCCUGUGACCAGUCCCAGCACCCUGUCACGUGUAGAAUCUUUGACUCCAGAUGUUGUUGUACACACUACCCCGCAGAAACACCUCCCAACCAAUCCUGAAAUUCUAGUGCCACAAAUCUCAACUGAAGGGGCCAUCACCACAGAAGGGAACCGGGAGCACAUGGCGCCUACCACUCAGCCAAUCCCUCCAACCACUUCAAUCAGGCCAGCAGAAGAAAUGGCCACGGAGCUCGGCCAUGUGGAAGAGUCCAGCCCGGUUUCACAUUUUCUUAGACUUUCUUCACCUCAAACUACAGAAGUUUCUACAGCUGAAAUGUUGACGUCCAGAUAUUCCACCUUUGCUGCCCAGAGCACCCCACAGUCACCAACAGCACUGUCACCUCUAACCCCAGUCAACAGCUGUACCGUGAACCCUUGUCUUCACGAUGGCGAAUGCAUUGUGGACCUCACCGGUCGUGGAUAUCGAUGUGUGUGCCCAUUUGCCUGGCAAGGGGACAACUGCAGUGUGGAUGUGAACGAAUGUCUCUCCAGCCCCUGCCCUCCACUAGCCACGUGCAACAAUACUCAGGGAUCUUUCACGUGCAGAUGCCCAGUCGGGUAUCAGUUGGAGAAAGGAAUAUGCAAUCUGGUUAGAACCUUCGUGACUGAGUUUAAGUUAAAGAAGACUUUCCUCAAUACUACUGCGGAAAACCAUUCUGACACUCAUGAGCUUGAAAACGAGAUCGCUCAAACGUUAAACGUGUGUUUUUCAACAUUGCCUGGCUAUAUCCGAACUACAGUCCGUGUGUCUAGAGAUCCCAGUACAGUGGUCAUCUCACUGCAAACCACCUUCGCCCUGGCCUCCAAUGUGACGCUGUUUGACCUGGCUGACAGGAUCCAGAAAUAUGUCAACUCCUGCAGAUCCUCUGCUGAAGUCUGCCAGCUCUUGGGAUCUCAGAGGCGAGUCUUUCGAGCGGGCAGCUUGUGUAAGCGGAAGAGUCCAGAAUGUGACAAAGAGACCUCCAUCUGCACUGACCUGGAUGGCGUUGCGCUGUGUCAAUGCAAGUCUGGCUACUUUCAGUUCAACAAGAUGGAUCACUCUUGCCGAGCAUGUGAAGAUGGAUACAGGCUUGAAAAUGAAACCUGCAUGAGUUGCCCCUUCGGCCUCGGUGGUCUCAACUGUGGAAACCCCUAUCAGCUCAUCACCGUGGUGAUCGCAGCAGCAGGAGGUGGCCUUCUGCUCAUCCUGGGCAUCGCACUCAUUGUUACCUGUUGCAGAAAGAGUAAAAAUGACAUAAGUAAACUCAUCUUCAAAAGUGGGGACUUCCAAAUGUCCCCAUACGCCGAGUACCCCAAGAAUCCUCGCUCACAAGAGUGGGGCCGAGAAGCCAUUGAGAUGCAUGAGAACGGAAGCACCAAAAACCUUCUGCAGAUGACAGACGUGUACUACUCGCCCACAAAUGUAAGGAACCCUGAACUUGAACGCAAUGGACUGUACCCAGCCUACACUGGAUUGCCCGGAUCGAGGCACUCUUGCAUUUUCCCAGGACAGUAUAACCCAUCUUUCAUCAGCGACGAGAGCAGGAGGAGAGACUACUUCUGAGUCCAGGAGACAGAGGGGCCUCAUUUCUCUGAGCCACUUCCCCGGACGUCUGCUCAGAGGACUGAAGGGAGCACCAUGCACUAGCUGCUCCUGGGACUCGUCAGAGCCGUGCCUGAGGGGCCUUUCCACAGUGGAAGGGCCAGACGGAUGCGGGACUGCAGGCCACCCAUUCAGCACUGUUGCUACUGUGAACAUGGUCGUGGGCCAGUACCGAGUCCCUGAAUGCCUGGCACGUAGGACUGGAUGUCUUCCACGGCAGACCACUAGGCUUCGUCCCCUUAAUUUGCACUUUAAUAGAUUGGGCAGGGAGGCUUCAUUUUGGACACAUUUCCAGACUAUUCCAGAAAGCCUUUCUUCCCUAGGAUACUUCCACAUGCCUCAGUUUGGUGACUGGUUGGCAGCCAGGUGUUGGCACUUUCGUUUUCCUGCCUGGUGCCUCGUGCUGAACAGAGGGAGGUAAACGUACCACUGUGAUGAGGCGCAUAGUGUUUUAAGGUUUCUAGGUUGUUUGUGCUCAUUCCCAAGCCAAUGCCAUAAAUGAGACGGUAUCAUUUGCAAGGCUCAGCACAAAAUGUUUUUUAAGUCAAGGUGACACAUUUGCUUACAAUAUAUUAGUUUUACUUUCUCAAGCAAGUAUGAAUCAAGGCAAGACAACAUUCCUUUGACUUUCAUUAGAAGCAUCCAGGUGCCCUUUAGUGUGUCCCAGCAGACAAUAUCAGGCAGGUCCUACAUGUGGUGGGGGUAUUUUUUGCAAUGAGGGAAUUGCAUGGGGACUGGGGCUCUGACCAUCAACGUGGAGCCAGAGUCUGCAGGGUAUAGUAGAAGAAGGAGAGGCAGUUGCAGGUGUGUCUGAGCUAGCGUCUCACCUCCAGAGGGAAUGAAGUCUGCUAUAGGCCCCACAGCAGAAUGUGGCAGAGGAAUGAACCGAGUAACCUGACACAUCCCCCAAACCCCAGUGCAGAAGCUGGGGGCUCCCCCAGGAAGCCACCAGUAAGGGUGCAUACCUGCCAAUCUUUGAACCCAUAAUGUUGUCCACAAACUCAAUGGAAACUUUUAACCACUUAAAGCUGUUUAUUCACUGAAGAGAGAAUGAACUUCUUUUCUCUCACCCACUCACACAUCUGUGUUCUUGUGCAGUGUCCCCUCAAGACUCCGCUAUGGCCCGAGUCCGCUUUGGGGAACUAAAACCUGGCCAGCUAAGAGUCUGAGAGCUUGUUUGGGGGGGGGGAAGGAAGUUCUGUAUUUUGUUUAUUGUAUUGUGGUAUGGGGGGUGGGGGGGGAAGAGCUGUGUGGUGUUUGGUCCCCUGUGGAACUAUCAGCUUGUGGAAUGUCCUGGUUUUGGAUAAGGUGAAGAGGUCAAAGCAUUAUCCCCACCCUGAAGCUGGGGACCCUGCAGCAUGUAUUUCUGGAAAUGGGAUAGCUGUUGGAAAUUGUUCUGUAUGUGUUUCUUUGGAGUUCUCGGGUUCCUCCAAAAUUUAUGAAGAUCCUCAUCCUCUUUUAAGUGUGCACUGUGUCCCAUGGUCUGGUGACAUGUGUCACCACUGAACUGUCACCGCUCACUCUCACCCCCUACAGCAGUCGGGUACAGAGGAUUUUAACCAUGUUACAUUCAUUAGUACAGAGAGGACUCUGCUGCUCUUGGUUGAUGCUGACUUAAAGUUGCAAAGCAUUGCCAUCUAGAAGCUGUGGGUCUUGUUUGUGUCUUUGUGGAACCAAUGGCUCUUUGUGUCAUUGUGAACCCCUAUGCUCCACUUGCCUGAGCCCAGAUCCCUUUCCAGGGAGCCAGGUUCUAGUCCUUCAGCAGUAUUCCUGCUUGUCCCAAACCUCAUUGCUGUGGGAAGAGCCAAUGCAGUGGUGUUCUGCCAUACACUUCUAAUGCCUUCAGCUGGCAGUGUAGCUGGUGAGCACCUGUGUAGGGGCAGACUCCCAGCUGGUGAGACCUGUGUAGGGGCAGACUCCCAGCUGGUGAGACCUGUGUAGGGGCAGACUCCCAGCUGGUGAGACUGUGUAGGGGGCAGACUCCCAGCUGGUGAGCACCUGUGUAGGUGGACAGACUCUUAGCUGGUGAGCACCUGUGUAAGGGGCAGACUCCCAGCUGUUGAGCACCUGUGUAGGGACAGAUUCUCAGCUGGUGAGCACCUGUGUGUGAGGGAGACUCCAGCUGGUGAGUACCUGUACAGGUCCAGGAGCCUCAAGCAUCACAGAAUGAAGCACUCUGUUCCUGGAAAGAAUUCAUCCAGAAAAGUGUCCUGUGAGUUCCAAAAAUGCUUGCUGACUCAUGAGUUUUGCCCAAAUAGAGUGAAAGUGUUUUCAUUUUGUUCUCUUUUUCUUUCUUUUCUUUUUUCUUUCUUUCUUUCUUUUUUUUUUUCUGUGAAAAACAUGAGAAUAGCCCCAAACAAGGGUGCAUUCACACUGGAUCUACCGUUUGUGGGUGGGGGAGGAGCUUGCAAUAGAAAGGCUCUUCUACUCAGGGUUACAUCCAGAAGGAACCCAGAGAGGACACCUGCAACCCAUGAGCAGGACAAACAGGAUGAGCCCAUGGCUGGACAUGCAGAGUCUUUGUUGGAAAAAAGUGCUCAGAGCCCAUCCCCACACCUAGAAUGGAUAACUUGUGUGCAUAGAAGUGUCACAGUCUUGAAUUAGGGUCCGAUGACAAGGGAGGUGGGCAGAAAGGAAAAGCCACACUGCCUAGGAGAUGCUAGAAUGGGGAAGAUCCAGGUCAGGUAGAACUUGUCUAUCCUAGGGCAUUGGGAACAGGGCUAAGAAAGAGGGUCUUCCUGGAUCCAGCUUGAGCUUGAGCUCUGUAUAAACUCCAAGGUUUGUUGUUGUUUGUUGUUUGUUUUUCUUUUUUCAAUUCAUGAGCCAGCUCGUGACACUGGGGCCUAUUUCUUAGGAGGAUAAAUGUUCCCACCAUGGACCAGGCUCUAUGCAAGCUAUCUGGCCUUACAGCACAUGUGCUAACCAGUGAUGCACAUUCAGACAAGAAGCAUGGGAAUGUGGCUUCAAUGGCAGAGUGCUUGCCUAGCCCUGGGUUUUACCCUCAGAACCACAGAAACAGGGCGUAGUGGUACACUCUUGUAAUCUCAGCCCUCAGAAGGUUGAGGGAGGAAGAUCAGGAGUUCAAGGCCUUCCUGGAGAACAGGACACCCUGUCUUAAAAGGAAAAUAUUGCUUGGUUUGUGGUUACCAAGAGGCAUAUUGGUAUGUGGCUUGGGCCCUCGGAAGUGAAAGGGUAUGGUCUAGGUGGGUUUUUGAGAACCACAACCAGGCUGAGGCACCCAUGUGAGGGCUGCCUGCCUUAUUCUCAGAGUGAGGCUGUAAAUCCCACGUAGUAGAAGUGUGAACCUGUGUGGGCUGAGGACAGAGUUGAGUGUCUGAGGUGCUGAAUGAUCUUCCUAAUUGGGGGGGUUACUUCUAGAAGCAUCUAAGUCAUGUUGAACCAGAACUACUGUAUGAUUGGAGCAGUCAAGCUGCCUGGUGGUAUUUGAGGUCAAAAACUAAGAGUUGACUAUUAGAGUAUUAUGGUCUAAAAGAGGAAGUUGUAAAAGUUGGCCCAUAGGAGAGAGCAGUGUUGUUGGGAAAAGACCAGAGUAAAGUCUUCCAAGAUGCUGUCUAUUCAAGUGUGAAGUUCCAGAGUGGGCACUUUAGCAUCACCCCUGGUACCUGGCUUCUGGGUGCCUCCUUAAGCCACUUUGCCCAGUAGUGACAUGCACAGGUCUCUAUAACUAUGGGGCUUCGCCUAAAGCUAUAAAGCCGCACAGCUAAGCUGCCCUUGGCUUAGUGUUUCAUAACCCACUCAAAACCAGGGGCUUUACCUGCAUUUCUAAAUUUAUAUUUUGCUUUUGAGACCAAAGCACUUCUUUGGGAAGAAGGACAAGACAGAGUUUUGUAUUUUGGUAUUUUAUUUAAAACACUCCAUAACAGCAGGUAGAUAGGUUUAUCUACCUGAAAGCUUUUUUUGUCUUUUUCUGCUUCUUUGGGAGGGUAGAGUCAGGAAUGGACCCCAGGGCCUUGCACAUACCAGACAAGUGCCAUCCUGUGGAGCUGCACACCCCAGCCCUCUCAUUUCUUCUUGACAGUAUCAUUCCAAGGUUCUCACCAGCGUGUUUGGAUACGGAAAUGGUUCUGUAGUUCGCCUUCGGGAAUGUGUGUUCUUUCUUUUCUUUUCUCAAAUCCCCAAAGGGGAGAACACAAUAGGAACAUUGACGUUAAAAUAAUAACUUUAAACUUUUUAAAAAUAACUGGUUAAAAUAAUAGGAACAUUAAAGUAUUAAAUGCCAAUCAAUUCAUUGUACUUCAGUGUCUCCACAAGGUCCCACCCGCUUUAUAUCUGAUGGAAACAUUAGCCUGCACAAUAGCCUGUGAAACCAAAGGAGGGCAGGUCCUGACCUGCCCAACACAUGGGCAUCUUCAAAGAGAACAUUUCCAGUGGGGCCACCUGGUAGAUUCUGCUAUAAUUUUAAAUGAUGGGCUCAAUGUCCUUGUCCCGAAUUGUUGAGGACAGGGUAAAAAUAGUGGUGGGAUGGAGGCAGUUUGUCAGGAGAACUGAACCGAGUCCCUUAACUUUGGGCAUUACCUAGGCCUGCUCUACGGAGAAAAGGAUGGCUCACCAUGAGUUGCUGUGAGUUUUGGUCACAUGCGUGUGUUGGUGGUGUUACAGUUAAAUGGAGAUGAGGCUGCAGUACGAACUCCGUUCUGUUUGUCCUGGAUUUUGUUCUGUACACCUUUAAUGCUGACACCCAGGUUGACUGUGUGAGACCCCUCAUGAGAAUGUUAUUUAAAGCUGUAUUAUAAUGUCACCUCCACUAAUUAUUCAGUACUGUAGUAGCAAUAUAUUAUUUGUAAGAAUUUGGUUAUUUUUAUACUUAUAUCCACUCUAAGUCUGGCGUUCUAGUCAGCAAACAAUGAUGCAAUAAAAUUAGUAAGAUUC
Arvicanthis niloticus (Nile rat) is the source of this 9177-nucleotide messenger RNA. RefSeq names its product heart development protein with EGF like domains 1 (gene Heg1). Gene Ontology annotation, biological process: heart development. Gene Ontology annotation, molecular function: calcium ion binding. NCBI's taxonomy places the organism in Eukaryota, Metazoa, Chordata, Mammalia, Rodentia, Muridae. The record is from RefSeq and is a predicted model, not a curated record.